AAGUACGAGGAGUGAAACAACAAUAUGAAGUUGGUGAAUGUCUUUCCAUGCACUUCAAUCUCAGCUAUGCUCCGUGGCGCGGCAGAGCCCAUCUCUGGCGAAGAAGGUUCACGCACACAUCAUAAAAGCGGGUCUCACCCACCACGAACCCAUCCCCAACACUCUCUUAGACGCAUACGGCAAAUGCGGUCUCAUCGAACACGCACUCCAACUGUUCGACGCAUUGCCCCACCGAGACCCCGUCGCAUGGGCCUCCCUCCUCACCGCCUGCAACCUCUCCAACCGCCCCCACCACGCCCUCUCCGCCUCACGCUCCCUUCUCGCCGCCGGCCACCUUCCCGACCACUUCGUCUUCUCCUCCCUCGUCAAGGCUUGCGCCAACUUGGGUGCCCUUCACGUGAAACAAGGGAAACAGGUGCAUGCUCGCUUCUUCCUCUCACCCUUCUCCGAUGACGACGUUGUCAAGUCAUCGUUGGUUGACAUGUAUUCGAAAUUCGGGUUGCCCGAUUAUGGGCGUGCCGUCUUCGACUCCAUUUCUUCCUUGAAUUCGAUUUCUUGGACUGCCAUGAUAUCUGGGUAUGCACGGAGUGGGCGAAAGUGUGAGGCUUUUCAGCUGUUUCGUCAAACGCCGUACAAGAAUUUGUUUGCUUGGACUGCUUUGGUUUCUGGGUUGGUGCAAAGUGGGAAUGGAGUUGAGGCCCUCCACUUGUUUGUUGAAAUGCGGCACGAAGGGGUUAGUGUGACAGACCCGUUGGUUCUUUCCAGUGUGGUUGGUGCUUGUGCUAAUUUAGCUCUUUGGGAGCUAGGGAAACAGAUGCACGGUGUGGUUAUAACCCUUGGGUACGAGUCUUGCUUGUUCAUAAGCAAUGCGCUUAUUGAUAUGUAUGCCAAAUGUAGUGACCUUGUUGCUGCAAAGUAUAUUUUCUGUGGAAUGUGCAGAAAGGAUGUGGUUUCUUGGACUUCGAUAAUUGUUGGCACUGCCCAGCAUGGGCAGGCUGAGGAGGCAUUGACUUUGUAUGAUGGCAUGGUUUUGGCUGGGGUUAAGCCAAAUGAGGUGACCUUUGUUGGGUUGAUGCAUGCUUGUAGUCACGCUGGCCUUGUUAGUAAGGGCAGGGCUUUGUUCAGGUCUAUGUUUGAAGAUUAUGGAAUUAAGCCCUCUCUGCAGCACUAUACUUGUUUGCUUGAUCUUUUUAGUCGAUCAGGGCACCUUGAUGAGGCUGAGAAUCUCAUUAGGACAAUGCCAUUCAACCCUGAUGAACCUACUUGGGCUGCUUUGCUCAGUGCUUGUAAGCGCCAUGGUGACACGCAGAUGGCAGUUAGAAUCGCUGAUCAUUUGUUGAAUUUAAAACCUGAAGAUCCUUCUUCUUUUAUAUUGUUAUCUAACAUAUAUGCUGGAGCUGGUAUGUGGGAGAAUGUUUCGAAAGUGAGAAAGUUGAUGGCGGUCAUGGAAGUUAAAAAGGAACCAGGGUAUAGCUGCAUUGACUUGGGGAAGGAAGGCCAUGUGUUUUAUGCUGGAGAGACUUCCCACCCAAUGAAGGAUGAGAUUAUAGGUUUAAUGAGGGAGUUAGAUGCUGAGAUGAGGAAAAGGGGUUAUGCUCCUGAUACUAGCUCGGUUUUACAUGACAUGGAUCAACAAGAGAAGGAAAGACAACUUUUCUGGCAUAGUGAGAGGUUGGCUGUGGCUUAUGGGCUUCUUAAGGCGGUUCCAGGGACUAUUAUACGUAUAGUGAAAAAUCUUCGUGUUUGUGGAGAUUGUCAUACUGUUCUGAAACUCAUCAGCACUAUAACAAAUAGGGAAAUUUAUGUCCGAGAUGCCAAAAGAUAUCACCACUUUAAGGAUGGGAAUUGUUCGUGUAAUGACUUCUGGUGACUUGAAUAUUGUGAUUGGAAUUUCCACAAUUUUGAUGUCAAACUGAGGUCUUCGCUAUGACUGUUCUGAUGCUUGUUGCCUAUGCUUUUUACACCUUCAGCAAUGAUCUUUCCAUACAUUGGGCAUUUACAUCAUUACAUGUUCUAUGA
Molecule: messenger RNA, 2019 nt
Organism: Cajanus cajan (pigeon pea)
Lineage: Eukaryota; Viridiplantae; Streptophyta; Magnoliopsida; Fabales; Fabaceae
Product: Pentatricopeptide repeat (PPR) superfamily protein
Biological process (GO): RNA modification
Molecular function (GO): zinc ion binding; RNA binding; protein binding
Source: RefSeq, a predicted model, not a curated record